UUUUAUCAGCGAGAUGACAGUUUGGAUAAUCGUGACAAACGAUGUUUGCUAAGUAACGUUAUAACGUUGGUGAAAAGAAACACAUCAUGAUACUUAUUCCGUUUAAAGGGAUUAUAACAUGUCAGUUCAUCAUAAACAUAAAGUGUUAACAGACAACUCAGAAGUGGGAGUAUUUGUUCUAUCGGCUACCCACUGACAGGUAGCUAUGUUACCCUGUCAAUGAUAAGCUCAGGAAACUUUCAAAACCAUUAAAGUAGAUCUGCUGAUGUAAAGAUAGCUGAUCUUGUUAGAUUAUCACGCUUUGGUGUAAAAUUACACUUAAGCGUUUGUGUCGUAUCGGGUGUCAGUCAAACCGAAAGGAAGUAAUGUGCAAGGGUUUCGCUUAACGGUACACUAUUACAUAACACAGACCAACUCAUAGGUGCACAAGACAACCCUAGCAAAGAUUGGAGAGUUCGUCAGUGAACCUGGCUACCAGGAACACUUAGAGCACGCGAGAAUACUGAACUUUGUGCGCGCUAUACAUUUAUAUCGGAUUGUGUACCAUCACUUAACCGUCAAUUAACCUACUGUUUAAGGAGAUGUUAGCUUGUUGUUUACUGUAUCCUGUGUAAAUUAAUAUACACUUGAAUGACUUGAACGGAUAAAUAUUGACAAAACGAACAGGGUUUAAGGAUCGCUAACUUCAGUGAAUCACAAAGAGCGGUCUGUAAUGCUAUACAAACCGGCAAAUGAAUACAUCACAAUUUAAAACACACAUUGAGUAAUUGUCUUCUCUUACGCAACAACUCAAUUCCAGUUGGAUGGUUCGACAUCAAAAACAACUUUAGAAAGGGGAAAAGUGCAUCAUUAUGGACUUAUUGAUCAGACGAUCAACAGAGAAUAUAUUGAAUUGUGUGUUAUAGAAAAGAGUUGUGUCAACAUAUAUGAUCCGAACUUAACGCAUUUGACAGUGACGUUAUAACACGUGGAAUAUAGUUAGGAGUCUUUAUUGACUUGAGGGUAAGGCUUUAUUGAUUAUUGAUACGUAUAACACCUCAUUCAGAACAAAUUAAUUAUGAGUUCAUAAACAAGAGAAAGAAAUGCAACAGCUGUCAAGGAAAUUUGCGGCGGUUCGACCAAGUCAGAAACUGAAAACAACAAUGACUACUAUGGAAUGUUACUUAUAGACAUGAAUUGUAACGACUGCUACCAAAUGAUGUUUUAUAACUGGGGAUUUUAAUUCUUCAUUAUCGUGAACUGUACAACCAGAUUUGUCCAUGAUAGGUUAUUGAUGACAGAGGACAUAACAGCGCCGGAGUCAAACGAUCAUUGUGUCAUCCCAGAAGUGUUCAGGCGGUGGGUGGUUGUGACAUUGUUGGGAUUUUUAGAAAUCUAUUGUGUGAAUGAUCUACAACGAUUCGGAAGGGAAAAUUCCUGUUAUGUGUAUUCGACCUGUAGAAUAACGCGAUGUUAGUAAGGUCAAUGAUUUAAUUUCCUCUUAGAUGUGACAAGAGAUACCUCUUAAUUAACCCGGAUUAAAGUCAUUGUGUUGGACGGGCAUUAUAAAUACAGUAGCACAUCCUAUACAGUUAUACAGCAGGCCAGGGAACGAGGAAAGAAGGAGACACCGCAUUUUCCACUUAUCAACUGGUUUUGCCUUAUCUGCCUAACGAACUAACUCAAGUAUCAUGACCAUGUUUCAUGGAUAUGGCAGUCGCAAGCCCGUGAACCUGAGUAUUCUGGAGAUGGUCGGGAUCAUCAAUGAACGUUACCCUGGUGAUCUUCGGCGCCGACCUCUCCCACCUGGUUUCUGCUAUGUGUGCAGUCGACUUGAUCCUAAUGCACGCCACAAAAAUCCCAACGGAUACCUCUUUGCGAAAGGUUUCUUCGCCCACUGCGAACACAUGCAACCACCACGCCCACCAUAUCCCACGUUCAUCGAGGAUGAUAAAGACGUUGAUAUUCCAUUAAUUCCCCCGGAAUAUAUCACGAAUCGGUCUCCAGGACAACCGCCCCCUUACCCGAACGUGAACCUCAGUGUGAGUGUCACCAUCAAAAACAAGAACUCCCCGUCACCGGAUCAGAAAUAUAGCAAGAAAUAUUUCGAUACUGCUGUCCUGAAUGGCGUGGAUGAUAACGAUUACGAUAAUGACGACGACAGAUAUCGACUCCCGCCUAUGUUUGAUAAGGAAGUUCAAGAAAAUGGGAAACACAUAUUACAUGUCAGUGAUAAAUCGUUUGCCGAGGCAGGGUCCUAUGCUGAGGAGGAACAUACGAUCUUAUCUGACGAUGACUUUAAGGUGCCCCAUUUACCCUCUCUUUCUAAAACGAAAAACAUUACCUCAAACUUCGAUGAGUAUAGAAACGACCAAGCUUCCAGGUCACCUCGGCGAUCAAUAAAGAUGCGGAAUUCCUUGAAGAAGAAAAGGAAUAGAAGAGAGGACGAAAAAUCCGGAAAAUCUCAUCCGGAAAAGGAUGAAAUGCAACGUCAUGAUGAUGAGGACGAUGAAGAUGAAGAAGGUGUGUUAAAAUAUAAUCACAGAGAUGAGUUCUCGUCUCUUCCAAAUGAAGGAUUAGAAAUGGCGCCUUCUCGCGACAAUUCAAAAUUGAAUACUGGUGCAUUAGACGUGUCCUCCAGUUCACUGAAGGAAGUGUCAUUCGGUGACCGGAGGAAAUCGAACCAGGAGAAUCCUCCCUCAAUGAUCAUCCAAAAGAUUGGAUCAGCAGAACUUUGGUGCGAGUGUACUAAUCUUGACCAUAGUACACUAAAAUGUGACGAAUGUGCUGCCGUAGGCGGGCACGAGAAUUGGUGCACGUACGCGCGUUCUGCAACUCGUAACGGAAAAUGUCCGAAAUGUGGGAGGCACGUGCGUAAGACGAAGACACUGAGUUCACACGACCUUAAGACGGACAUUAAACGGAAACAAAGUUUAACGCGCAGACUGUCGAAGGGGACUACAAAGUCAGAUGAUUCUGACGUCACACGUAAACGACCGUUUAGUGAUACUCCUCUGACAGCGGGGAAGGCUGCCGGUCUACACGUCCGCUUCGAGGACGAUAAAGAAGGCUCCCAUGCAGAAAAGCAUGCGGACAGUAUUAGAAGUAAAACUGUCACGGACGAGGAUUAUAAAAAAUAUGAUAAGGCAUAUCAAGACUUUGUUUAUAAUCGUGAAGGUUGGACAGAGCACUCCGAUUAUUCUGACGACGAAGAUUUUGAGGACUACUUGCCAAAAGUGCAUCCACGCGUCGAUCCAAACAUCCAUAGGGACGCUUACUACCGCGCCAUAGCAGCGAGGAGCCUAGAAAAGUUGAAAAAAAUGAAUGAAGUUGAUGAAAAGUUCGCUGCCGAUAGAAUAAGUAAACCUCACGUGUUUUCGUAUUUCAAACUUAGGCCACAUCAAAAGAAUGCUCUACCUGGUGGCCCUGAUAACAUAGGAAUCAUGCCAUCGGAAUCCGCCAACGUCCGGCCACGCAAGGCCAUGAAACAUAUAUUUGGAAAAAUCAAAGUAGACGACUUUUAUCCGGGUGGAAAGAGAAAUAAAGCUCAAGUGUCCGUGUCAAAAGAGAAAAACGAACAAACAAUGCCGAUAAACAAGUGGACAAGAGGAGGAAUAAAUGGAUGAUGUAGGAAAAUCUGUCCUGAAUCAAACAUCAAAUUAGCUCAGCGGCAAAUGAUGAUGGAGGUUUCUUGAUCGUAUAACUAUGUAAAGCAACCAUUACCCAAACAGUAUUAUAGAUAUUUAAACGAAUUCUAAUAGCGUUUUAUAUCAUAUGUGUUAAAAAAUAAUAUCAUCUCUGCAUCCUUGGAUUUUACCUUGACAAAUCGAAUGGUCUUGGAAAGCUCGUUGAUUAGUUCCAUUUAUUAUACCCCCGCAACGAAGUUAUGAGGGGGAUUUACUGGAAUCACUCGUCCACAGUAACUUGUCCGAAAAACUCCACCUUAACUACCAUGUGGAUUUCAUUGAAACUUUGCAUGAAUGAUUGGUAUCUUAUGUAUUUGUGCACCGGCAUUUUAAUUUGG
Molecule: messenger RNA, 4003 nt
Organism: Mizuhopecten yessoensis (Yesso scallop)
Lineage: Eukaryota; Metazoa; Mollusca; Bivalvia; Pectinida; Pectinidae
Exons: 2
Coding region: 1671-3605 (644 amino acids)
Source: RefSeq, a predicted model, not a curated record